This is a messenger RNA of Cryptococcus wingfieldii CBS 7118, 2139 nucleotides long. RefSeq lists its product as hypothetical. Lineage: Eukaryota; Fungi; Basidiomycota; Tremellomycetes; Tremellales; Cryptococcaceae. The record is from RefSeq and is a predicted model, not a curated record. The transcript has 4 exons. The coding region runs from base 1 to 2139 and encodes 712 amino acids.
AUGUCCGCCAACCCCCCCAUCCUCGCAGUGCCGCACCAGAAGUCGUCCCCAGAGACGCACAUAAAGCGAUACCUCUCCUCCCUUGAGCCGUACGUCAACGAACACGCCCGCGCCGGCGUCUCGACGUUCGAAAAAGCACUGCGCGGCGAGCCGCCGCCGGAGAGUGAAGGCGCCCCAACGAUAGAGGGAAAGUUGAAUAUGUUUGGGGAGGAAGGGGAGGAGCUAGUCACAAGAGCAGAGCUGCUGGCGAAAUUGAGUGGAAGCGGUGUUAAGCCCGCACAGCCAGUGAGGAGACAGCCGCUCAAGGAUGUCCAGACGGCGUCGUUCAAGCUGCCACUUGACUCGCUUGUCCACAAACUUGACAAGGGCAAGACAAAUGGUGUGGAGAAGAAGAAGGCGAAAGGGACCAAAUCCAAAGAAGAUGUGUUCGAGGAGUCAGAAACCGAGAGUGCCCAGAGACGUCUUCAACGUAAGACUCGCCGAAGAGAGAAGGCGGCCAUCACCAAGCCAAAACCUCCCACUCCGCCUCCAGCCAAGAAAAAGCGCAAGUCCAAGCCUCCUUCCGUUGACGGCUCGCUUGAAGGAUCCGAGGAGUCGGAGGAAGUGGAUGACAGGCGGAAGGGCCGAAGGAGGCAGGCUAUCCCAGCAUUUGUCAAGAAUUACCAGGCCAAGAACGUGCAAGAAGCUGCUAAACCGGUGAAGAAGAAGCAAGGCUUCCUCAAUCAAGGAAAGGCAUCUAUGCCUAUAUGUCUGCCUUCAGAAAAGCCUCGACUGGCGACUGCUCAACCGUUCUCGGAAGAUGCGUUCCUGGGUUCCCAAGGCGCUUUGCGGCGAUCUCACGACGAAGACGACACCUUUGGGUGGAAGCUCCCUCACAAGCGACCUCUGUCGUCACUUCCAUCUGUCGAUGUCGAUGAUGCGCCUGCACGUCAGACUUCCCGGCCACGAUCCACUCGUUCCCCAGUUCGCGCCCCCUCACACACGUCUCUCCCUUCCUCGAGUGCCCAACAGCACGCUCCUUCCGCGCACAACUCUUACUCUCGAAUGCCUCCGCCUGGCGUCGCUAACUCGCCUAGCUGGCAUACAGAGAUCACUGAAGAGCAAGCGUCUUUUGUACGAAAAGAAUCGGGGAGACAGGCAGCCACUCCUGGCCCUGCUCAGAAUGUGGCUCUGUCGCUCGAUCCAGUCUCUCCACCCCACAUUCCUCGCGUUUUGACACCACCACGCCCGCAGCCAGAAGAGCCGAGUCCCGGGACGUUACGAGAAGUGUUCGGCGGCAAAAGCUUUGUGUGGCCGAAGAAUCGAGGAAUGGACAUGUCGUUCGGUCAGACCGCCCACGAUGAGACUCCCGCCCGCUAUCAUCAGCCUUCACCAGCGUUCCCACCGCAUCAUGUUUCGACUGAUCCCGCUCCAGAUGUAUAUCGACCCCACAAUACGCUGCCACAGUCGACCACCAUUCCUGUAUUUGUUCACGCCCCGCCCUUCCGAUCCGAGGAUGAUAUGGAGUAUCAGCCCGUUUGGAUGCACGAAGAGAGCAGAGAUGACAUUAAAAUACCACGAAGCGGGUACGAAGAAUACGGAGAGGACGAGGAGUACCAGCAAGACCGCCACUACGAACAUGAGUUUCCCACACAUCGCUUCACCUCAACCCCUAUGUAUGACCGACAACUAUCUUUCGCUCCUUACUCUUCUCAAAACGCCCCGGAUCAGCUUGCAUACCCCCACCACCACCAUCGUAUGUCAUACGAUCAUCGGGAUCUCCCACAACCCCCGAUCUUCCACGCCCCUAGUGCUGUCCGCCGCGAACCACCUCAGCCCGCACCACCGACAGUCAACAAUACUCUCGAUCGAAGCUUCAUCUCGACAGACAGCCCUUUGCCAAAAAUGUACGAGCUGCCGAGUCCGCAGCCCUAUUGUUACCCUGCAGUCGCCGCGAGGGGGUACGCGAUGUCGAGGAAUCUGGACGAAGGAAGAUAUGUGAGGAGCUGGAGUGCAGGGGGACGUCGCGACAUCGAGGUCGUGGAUGAGCGCUAUCAAGAUGCACGGGGCGGUUUCGAUCGAGAGGAUGAUGAUGGACAUCUUGAAGUGACGGAAGGGCAAUGGAAGAGUCUUUGGAGCGGGGGAGCGGGGCUGAGAUAG